Molecule: messenger RNA, 2407 nt
Organism: Coccomyxa subellipsoidea C-169
Lineage: Eukaryota; Viridiplantae; Chlorophyta; Trebouxiophyceae; Coccomyxaceae
Exons: 11
Coding region: 124-1464 (446 amino acids)
Source: RefSeq, a predicted model, not a curated record
GGAGAGGGCGACGUGUCUGUUUUCCGGCUGGAUGAAGGUGCCGAGCUUCAGGAGCUCAAGGCUAGGAUACCUGCAAGCACGGUGACAAUUUCCUCGGAUAUUCUGGAGUUGGUUCUGUAAAGGAUGGCUGACUUACAAGAGAUAAAAGCCAGCCUGCCCCUGGAAGAUCAGGUGGCCAUCGACCAGCUGGGGAAGCAGCUAGCUGCAGAGAGGAAGCAGCUGCGCCUCUUCAGGCAUCCCAUACGCACGCUGUACUACUUUUCGGCGUGUGCUGGGUCGGCGGCUGUGCGCGGGGGGCUCUGGCUGCUCAAACACCGCAUCACUCUCACUCUCCUCUUGCCCGCCAUCGCAGGCUACAUCUUCUUGAAGCACACAGGGCAGCAGGCGGAGGAGCUGCAGAGAGCGGAGACGUGGGUGCAAUAUGUGGUGUGGUGGGUGGGACUGGGCAUCCUAUCCUCCAUCGGCCUGGGCACCGGCAUGCACUCUGGUCUCCUCUUCCUCUUCCCCCACAUGCUGAAGGUGUGCCUGGCAGCGGAGGAGUGUGGGCACCUGAACUUUGACUCGCGCGUCGACAUGUGGUGGAACUCGGACUCGUUCCACUGCGGCAGCGGCCCGCGCGGCACCGUGCACUUCCACGAUAUCUUCCUCAAGGUGUUACCGGCGGCGCUGCUGUGGGGGUCGGGGACGGCAAUUGGCGAGAUUCCGCCGUACGCAUUCUCGUACCACGCGGCCAAGGCGGGGAUCCGAAACGAGGAGUGGGACAACAUGUUCAAGGUGAAGCCGGUAUCGGAGGGGCAGGGCUUCUUCGAGGCGCUGCUCAACCGCAUGAAGAACUGGAUGCUCGGCUUCAUCCAGCGGCACGGUUUCUGGGGCAUUUUUCUGCUGGCGGCGUGGCCCAACGCGCUGUUCGACCUGUGCGGCAUCUGCUGCGGCCACUUUUUGAUGCCCUUCUGGGAGUUCUUUGGCGCCACCCUUGCCGGCAAGGCCAUUGUGAAGGUGAACAUGCAGGCGCUGGUGCUGGUGAGCCUGUUCCGGCAGCAGACGCGGGUGAAGGUGAUGGAGUGGAUAGAGUGGUGCCUGCCAGACCGCAUCCCCUGGCUCUGGGACGCGCUCGGCCACACCGCCACGCCCGCGCAGGUGGUGCACCAGGCCAUCGUGUCCAACAUCGCCUCCUUCCAGGCCGGCGUUGCCCGCCGCCAGGCCGCCACCUCACUUGACCGCAGGUGGUUCUGGGAGCGGCUAGGGGACAAUUUCAGGAGUGUAUCUGCGGCGCGGGCGUGGCUAUGGAGCUACGUGCCCAUCGUGGGCGGCGCCAGCGCUUGGCCCAGCCUCGUUUUCCUCAUGGUCAUGCACUUUGUGGUGUCCUGCCUGGAGCAGUUCGCUCAGAGCCAGGCCACCUAUGAGCACAACCGCGCAAUCCUGGCCGAAGCGCAACGCCGCCAGAAAGCCCACGCCUCUCGAUGAGAGUGCUCUCUGGGCCCGCCCCGGCAACUCUCCAAUUUGCCUUGCCAGGUGCUCUGCCUCCCUGCUGCCAGGUGCUCUGCCUCCCUGCUGCUGGAUCCAAGAGCAUGCUGCGCUGCUCCAAAAGCUGCAUAAUGGGCUUCCGUCCGUACACGGCCCAGAAAGGAAGGCUCUCCAUGCGGGGCCGCAGGCUCUCUCUUCUGCCGUUGUGCCAUGGUGAACAGCAGCGUGGGGUGCUUUCGUCGUGCCGUGUGGUCUAGCAGGAGGGAUGCAGCAUCCUGUUGGGCUGGUGGCCCUAAUUGUGCCAGUGUACGGGACAGCGCCUGGCAUAUUGAAUGCUGCCGCCUGGACAUUGGUCAGGGACCUGGGAAGUUGUCAUCUUUGCUGGAUGCAUUGAGCGUGCACAGUUGGGAGUGGGGAUUUGGCUCAGAUUAUUUGGACGGGGCAUGCGAUAAUAGCGGGCACUUGACAGGUGUUCUUAUGCCUUUCUAGCAGAACAAUGGAGGGACAUUCCCUCCGCGAAUGCACGCCAAUGGUGGGGCAGUCUUGUGGCGGGGGCUGUUCACACAUCUGCUCUGGGCUCUUGUACAGAUACAGAGGGUGAAGUUUGUAGAAGACUGGCUUAGGAAGACAGAUGCCUUCUGUCCUGCCAUCCUCACCGCUCUGGAUGAUAUCUCAUGGAUGCCAGUACCUGAGCCAAGGGUGUAGACGAGAUUCUGUCCAUUAUUGCCAGCAAUCAGACAACUGUUUCCAUGCCAGUUGCGGUUCCUUGCUGUACUAUGACAGAGUCUAGGCCCCUUUGGGUGGGGGUGCGAGCACUGUAUAAUCCAAAUUGCUGUUAGCCCUUGCAGUGACAGCUGUCUGCAGAAGAAUUCGACACGACCCUUGUUGUGAUGGGCGGUCAAGCGCUGUAGAAGUUGUAACUGAUGUAGAACCAACUUUACCC